This is a messenger RNA of Diachasma alloeum, 1846 nucleotides long. RefSeq names its product ABC transporter G family member 22 (gene E23). The coding region runs from base 16 to 1779 and encodes 587 amino acids. Gene Ontology annotation, cellular component: plasma membrane. The transcript is spliced from 11 exons. The record is from RefSeq and is a predicted model, not a curated record. NCBI's taxonomy places the organism in Eukaryota, Metazoa, Arthropoda, Insecta, Hymenoptera, Braconidae. Gene Ontology annotation, molecular function: ATP binding; ABC-type transporter activity; ATP hydrolysis activity.
GAGCUGUUGGCCGUUAUGGGACCCUCAGGAUGCGGAAAAACGACACUAUUGAAUUGCCUAUCCGGCCGAGUGGGCACGGACGGCGGAGAAAUCUGGCUGAAUCGCGAAAGACUGACAAAAAGAUCGCGUCGAAGGAUCUGUUAUGUACAACAGCAGGACGUCUUUUUUCCCGAUCUCACACUGCGUCAGACGCUCGAGUACCAGGCACGUCUGAGGCUUCCGGAUACACUUUCGCACGCUCAGAAGAUGCAGUGCGUGGAUCAUAUCAUCGAGGUUCUCGACCUCACCGGCUGUCAAGAUACGAUAAUUGGAGACUACACAAAACGUGGACUUUCUGGAGGUGAGAAGAAGCGAACCAGUAUAGCCUGUGAAUUACUCACGAAUCCAUCUUUAAUGCUCCUCGAUGAACCAACGAGUGGUUUGGACUCUCACUCAGCCCAGGCACUCAUAUCCCGGUUGAAAAAGUACGCGGAACAAGAGGGAAAGAGUAUCGUGGUUACCGUGCAUCAGCCGAGCUCCCGAAUGUUUCACAGUUUCAGUAAACUACUAUUACUCAGUCGUGGACAAGUGGCGUAUUACGGCUCCACGGCUAAUAUUGGCAGAUUUUUUGCUACGAUUGGACUGACUUUACUACCACAUUACAAUCCUGCUGACUUCAUUCUGGAACAAAUAAAGGGACCGGAAGAGGUUCGCGAGCGGAUUGUAGCUGCAGCGCGAACUGCAAGACAGGGACCGGACUGUCCACCGGAACUACGUCCCGAGUAUAAUCCCAGCCAACAUCCGCUCUGUGACCAUCUCAUGCAUUAUCACGAGCAUCACAUUACCCACAACGUGAAAGAGGAUGAAGGUCGUACACUGUGGCUGGACACACAGAGUCACGCAAGCAGCAGCGCAAGCUCGACAGACGACGACUAUUCCUGGCAGUGGCCCACGAGCUUUUGGUCCCAGUUCAAAGUAUUAUCAGAGAGAAACUUCCAAGAGGCGAAAUCCCGAAUGCUGUCUCGACUGAACUGGCUCCAGACAAUAGGCCUGGGAAUCCUCGCAGGACUCUUGUGGCUGAGAUUACCGAGAACCGAGGCAGCACUCCACGACAUCCAAGGAUGGAUGUUCUUCAGUACGACUUAUUGGAUGUUAUUCGCGCACUUCGGUACACUGUCCAGCUUUCCUCCAGAGCGCGAAGUCAUCAACAAGGAGCGGCUGUCAGGCUCGUAUCGACUGUCUGCCUAUUAUUUAGCCAAAAUGGUGGGUGAACUGCCACUCACGAUAACUCUACCAGCAGUUUAUCACAUCAUCAGUUACCCAAUGCUUGGAUUCCACAAUCCAGCUGUAUUUAUCGCACUUCUCGCAUUUCUUCUACUCAAUACUGUUGUUGCACAAAGUGCUGGAUUCUUCGUUGGUGCAUGCUGUCUGGAUCUGCAGGUCAGCAUAACAGCGUCUGCACUUUAUACAUUAGCAACACAACUACUUGGUGGAUAUUUGGCAACGGCUGUACCACCGUGGCUGGCGUGGGCACGAUAUGCCAGUAUGGUACACUAUGCUUACCAAAAUAUGCAGAUACUUGAGUUUGGUGUCGGUGAUCCAAUAACGUGCUCACAACCGAGUAAAUUCCCAGAGUGCAGAAAUGGGACGACGAUACCAGUCUCAGCAAUUCUCGAGAGUCAAGGUGGUCGUGGCUCGGGUCUACCCCUCUGGGCAAACACCGCUGUUCUCCUAGCUUUCCUCGUUGUGUUCAGGACCCUCGGUUAUCUCGUACUACGCUACUACCGGAUUCCCAAGUGAACGACAAAAUAAAAUAUUAAAUUAAAAAUCGACCACAUAGUAUGAAAAGAAAAAAUGUUUAUAUGUU